Molecule: messenger RNA, 891 nt
Organism: Penicillium roqueforti
Lineage: Eukaryota; Fungi; Ascomycota; Eurotiomycetes; Eurotiales; Aspergillaceae
Product: glycoside hydrolase family 75 protein
Exons: 7
Coding region: 1-891 (296 amino acids)
Molecular function (GO): chitosanase activity
Source: RefSeq, a predicted model, not a curated record
AUGAUCUAUAGCCGCUCGAUUCCCUUUGUCCUUUUUGCCUUGUUUGGCACAGGACUCACGCAAUCCGUGAAUGGCUUCAACUUUAACAAGCCAACCGGCGGCCCUCCAGGAAGCUAUUUUGCUGCUGGCUCGUCUAUCCCCGUUACUGCUUUGCAGAGCGCUGCUGCAACGGCUAGUACUGCUGUACCCGAUGGUACCUAUCCUAUCAAUAGAGAAAAUGGAGCUCAGGAAGUUACCAUCCAUAGCGACUGGGCGAACUUCAAUCAGGGUGCGGCAUAUGUCUGGAUCGCGGAUAUGGAUGUCGACUGCGACGGUAUUGACUAUAUGUGCAAGGAAGACGCGGACGGCCUGAACCAAACCAAUUUUGGUGCUUUGGCUGCCUAUGAAGUGCCGUUCUUUGUGAUUCCCGACAGGUUCGGAACCCAGUACGCAAAGCAGCUUCCCGGAAAUAACAUCGGUGCAGUGAUCUGUGACGGCAAGAUGUUCUACGGAGUUUACGGGGACUCCAAUGGCGCUACCCCCCAAGUUAUCGGCGAGGCCUCGUGGUUGAUGGCCCGGACUUGCUUCCCCAAUGAUAACUUGAACGGAAACAACGGCCAUGGUGAUGCUGAUGUGACCUAUAUCAUCUUCACUGGCAACAACUCGGUACUCCCUAGCAGUGCUCUCAAUACAAGCUAUGUCACCAACUUCAGCAUACUACGCUCUAUGGGCGACAGGCUUGUGACCUCUCUUGCGCAGAACCUCGGGCUGCCCUACUGGAGGCUUCUGAGUGAGAAGAAAAUUGUGCUGGUGCCUCUUGCAAGACCGAGCAUGGCAGUCAAGUGGUCUGGAAAAGUGGGAAAUGCACGAAUGAGUGAUUGCGACCUGGUAGCUAUGGGGGAUUUGAUCUAA